AUGGUCGUCUUUAUCGGAUUGAUGCUCGGAAUUUUCUUGUCGUCGCUGGAUCAGACCAUUGUCUCGGUCUGCACCACAAAGAUCGCCAAUGAGUUUAACGGAUUGAACCAGAUUCCCUGGAUCGGAACCAGUUAUCUUUUGACCUCGACCACCUUCCAGCCCUUGUAUGGCAGGGGAAGUGAUAUUUUCGGUAGAAAGACAACAUUCCUGUUCGCCAUUUCAGUCUUCUUGCUCGGUUCUGCUCUUUGCGGUGCUGCCCAGAGUAUGAUCUGGAUCAUUGUCGCCCGCGGUAUUGCAGGAAUCGGUGCUGGAGGCAUCAUGUCGAUGGUCAUGAUCAUCAUUACGGACUUGGUCUCGCUCAGAGAUCGAGGCAAAUACCAGGGCAUCAUCGGAGCAGUCUUUGGUCUGUCUUCCGUCAUUGGCCCCCUUCUCGGAGGUGUCUUCACCGACCAUGCUUCCUGGCGCUGGGCUUUCUACAUUAACCUCCCCAUCGGUGCCAUCACUAUCGCUGCCGUCAUCAAGUUGCUCCAUCUGCCACAUACCAAAGGCUCUUUCAAGGAGAAGCUCAAGCGUGUCGACAUGCUCGGAUCACUGACUUUGGUCAUUGGCAUUGUUCUUGUCCUCCUGCCUCUGAACUGGGGUGGAAGCACCUACGAAUGGGACUCGCCUAUCGUUAUUGGACUCUUCUGUGCGGGCGCCGUUGUCCUGCUGAUCUUCUGCUUGGUCGAGUGGAAGCAGGCCCUUGAACCCAUCAUCCCCUUCCGCCUGUUCAAGAGCCGAACCAACACCGCCGUCUUCUUGACUUCCUUCUUUAUCGGCAUGGGUUUCUUCGGCAUCAUGUUCUUCAUGCCCCUGUACUUCCAGAUCGUUCGCCAGGAAUCAGCGACCUCAUCCGGUUUGGAGAUGUUGCCUUUAAUUGUCGGCCUCUUGAUCGCCUCCAUCUUCUCAGGAUUCAUGGUCUCCAAGUGGGGCCAGUACCGCCCCUUCAUUUGGGUCGGACUUGCACUCUCGACUACAGGCACGGGUCUGCUGACGCUUUUGCACAAGGACACCUCUCGCGGCGCGUUUAUCGGCUAUCUGUUCAUCAAUGGUGCUGGUCUGGGACUCUCGAUGCAGACAGUGAUGUUGGCCAUUCAGUCCUCUGUCGCCACGCGUGAUAUCGCUGUUGCCACCGCGAACGCCACGUUUUUCCGCACAGUCGGUUCGGUCUUGGGAGUCGCCAUUUCUGGCACUGUUUUCAACAAUGGCAUUAAGAAACAUCUUGGCCCUCUGAUCGCCAUAAACCCUGAUAUUAAAAGAGUCAUUUCCGACUCUUACCUGGCGCCGACCUUUGGUCCCGAAUUGGAGGCCCAGAUUUUGGAGGCAUACAUGUUGUCGUUGACAUCGGCCUUCCAGGUCUGCAUCCCCUUCAUGGCCCUUGCGUUCCUGUCCAGCUUGCUGAUUCAGCACCACAAGUUGCGCAAGAACCUGGGACCCACCCCUAUGGAGUAG
Gamsiella multidivaricata is the source of this 1491-nucleotide messenger RNA. RefSeq names its product major facilitator superfamily domain-containing protein. Gene Ontology annotation, molecular function: transmembrane transporter activity. The record is from RefSeq and is a predicted model, not a curated record. The transcript has 2 exons. Gene Ontology annotation, biological process: transmembrane transport. Gene Ontology annotation, cellular component: membrane. Lineage: Eukaryota; Fungi; Mortierellomycota; Mortierellomycetes; Mortierellales; Mortierellaceae. The coding region runs from base 1 to 1491 and encodes 496 amino acids.